Molecule: messenger RNA, 1207 nt
Organism: Rhineura floridana
Lineage: Eukaryota; Metazoa; Chordata; Lepidosauria; Squamata; Rhineuridae
Gene: DNAJB13
Product: DnaJ heat shock protein family (Hsp40) member B13
Exons: 8
Coding region: 178-1128 (316 amino acids)
Cellular component (GO): cytoplasm; nucleus; cytosol
Molecular function (GO): protein-folding chaperone binding; protein folding chaperone
Source: RefSeq, a predicted model, not a curated record
CUUGCUGCGAUGGGCGGAGAGAUGGAUGGACGGAUGCCCGGGCAGGCUCCGGAGGCGGGCAAAGGGACUCCAAUUCCCGCCAUGCACCGGGCCCGGUGGCGUCCAUAGCAACGGGAGGGCCGGUCGGGGGCCAGAGCAGAGCAGGGAGGCCGGUCGGGCCGGGGAGGGAGCGCCGCGAUGGGGCAGGACUACUACGCCGUCCUGGAGCUCACCCGCAGCGCCAAGGACGCCGACAUCAAGAAGGCUUAUCGGAAGCUGGCUUUGAAGUACCACCCUUAUAAAAACAAGGAACCCUGGGCUGCAGAGAAAUUUAAGCAGCUUGCAGAAGCCUAUGAUGUCUUGAGUGAUCCGGUGAAGAAGGGCGUUUAUGAUAAAUUUGCCGAAGAAGGCCUUAAAGGAGGGAUUCCUUUGGAGUUUACAGUCGACACCCCUUGGACGGAAGGCUAUGUGUUCCACGGAAACCCUGAGAAGGUCUUCCGGGACUUCUUUGGAGGAGACAACCCCUUUGCUGAAUUCUAUACUGGAGAAGGGGCCGAAGUGAACAUGGCAUUUGGGGGGCUGCGAGGGAGGGGAGCGAAGAAGCAGGACCCUCCGAUCGAGCGAGAUCUCUACCUUUCUCUGGAGGAUUUAUUCUAUGGAUGUACCAAGAAAAUCAAGAUUUCACGCAGGGUAAUGAAUGAUGAUGGCCAUGCGUCCACCAUUAAAGAUAAAAUUUUAACGAUUGAUGUACGGCCAGGAUGGAAACAAGGAACCAAGAUUACCUUUCAAGAGGAAGGAGACCAGGGCCCGAAUAUUAUCCCAGCGGACAUCAUCUUCAUUGUAAAGGAGAAGCUCCAUCCCAGGUUUAAAAGGGAGGAUGACAACUUGAUCUAUGUGGCCAGCCUGCCUCUGGGAAAGGCUCUGAUUGGGUGCACAGUGGAUGUCAGAACGCUGGACGAGAGGCUGCUCAACAUUCCCAUCAAUGACAUUGUCCACCCCAAGUACUACAAAGUGGUGCCAGGGGAAGGGAUGCCCUUGUCCAGCGACCCCACCUGCAAGGGGGACCUCAUCAUGUGUUUCGACAUCAUCUUCCCUGCAAGGCUGACCCCUGCCAAGAAGGAUCUCUUGAGGCAUGCCCUUUUGACUUGAGGAUGGGCCAACCACACUUGCACAACAGGACACCCCUUUUGCUUCCGUUGAACCCUUUGAAGAAAUAAACGUUUCUAUU